Molecule: messenger RNA, 2347 nt
Organism: Myotis brandtii (Brandt's bat)
Lineage: Eukaryota; Metazoa; Chordata; Mammalia; Chiroptera; Vespertilionidae
Gene: MFSD6
Product: major facilitator superfamily domain containing 6
Exons: 8
Biological process (GO): antigen processing and presentation of exogenous peptide antigen via MHC class I
Cellular component (GO): plasma membrane
Source: RefSeq, a predicted model, not a curated record
AGCAGCCGCCAACACUGUGAAGUGGCACUUCCGAUGGUGGUGACGAGCCAUGGCGGCCGAUGAUAAAGUGGCCAUCCUCACGGAUGACGAGGAGGAGCAGAAGCGGAAGUACGUGCUCGCCGAUCCUUUCAAUGGCAUUUCCAGGGAGCAGGAGCCGCCGCCUCACGAGACCCCCUCGUCCACAGCCACGGAGGCCGCCCCCGAGGAGGAGGUGGACUGGAUCGAGAGACACUGCGUGAAGAUCAACAACGACCUGCUCAUCUCCAAGGUCUUCUACUUCUUCUUCUACGCCGCAUACGGCUCUCUGUACCCCCUGCUGCCCGUGUACUACAAGCAGCUGGGAAUGUCCCCCAGCCAGAGCGGGCUGCUGGUGGGCAUCCGCUACUUCAUUGAAUUCUGCAGCGCCCCCUUUUGGGGCGUGGUUGCCGAUCGCUUUAAGAAGGGCAAAAUCGUCCUCCUCUUUUCUCUUCUGUGCUGGGUUUUAUUCAACCUGGGCAUCGGCUUUGUCAAACCCGCGACCUUGCGGUGUGUACCAAAGACUCCCCCAACGGCCCGCCCUGCCAACACGAGUCACCUGCUAACCCUCCUGCCAGCGAAUUCCUCCUUCCUCUCUUCCGCGACGCCGCCACCGCCACCGAGGCCGCGUGAGAGGAGAGGCCUGCUCCUUGCCAGUGGGCCCACGGCGGCGGGAGACACCGGGCCCAACGUCACGGAGCCUCUCACCUUCCCAACAGCCUUCGACAGGACCAGCGCGCGCACGCUGCCGCCGCAGACCGAGGACGUGACAGACCUCAGCAAGGACCUGACCUUGAUCCCAAGCACUGCAGCCCCUGCCCCCCCGGGGAUUGUCACCAGAGAGCCCACCACUACCAUCGUCACUACCACCAGGGCUUUACCUUCUGACCAGGUCACUCUGGUUUACGACCAACAAGAAGUGGAAGCCAUCUUCCUGGUGAUCCUGGUGGUGGUCAUCAUCGGAGAGUUCUUCAGUGCCUCUUCCGUCACCAUUGUGGACACGGUGACGCUCCAGUACCUGGGCAAACACAGGGACCGCUAUGGGCUGCAGCGCAUGUGGGGCUCCCUGGGCUGGGGCCUGGCCAUGCUGUCCGUGGGCAUCGGGAUCGACUACACCCACAUCGAGGUGCUCGUCCACGGGAAGGGGUGCCGGCCCCCCGAGUACCGCAACUACCAGAUCGUCUUCAUCGUCUUCGGGGUCCUCAUGACCAUGGCCUUGAUCGUGGCCACUCAGUUCCGCUUCCGCUACAACCACUUCAAAAGUGACGAGGGUCGAGGCAAGGAGGUGGAGAUCGCCCCGGUGGAGAGAGGCAGCCCCACCGAGUCCGCCGAGGAGGUGCCCGCCGCGAGCCACGCGCAGGCCGCCAGCUUCUGGGACCUCAUCCGCCUGCUGUGCAGCGUGCAGUACGGCUCCGUGCUCUUCGUGGCCUGGUUCAUGGGCUUUGGCUACGGCUUCGUGUUCACCUUCCUCUACUGGCACCUGGAGGACCUGAACGGGACCACCACCCUCUUCGGGGUGUGCUCUGUGCUGAGCCACGUGUCCGAGCUGACGGCUUAUUUUUUCAGUCACAAGCUCAUUGAGUUGAUCGGCCACAUCAGGGUUCUGUACAUCGGCCUGGCCUGCAACACAGCGCGCUACAUCUACAUCUCCUACCUGGAGAACGCCUGGACCGUGCUUGCCGGCGGCCGGCUGGAGAUCGGUGCCCAGGGCAUCCUGCAGGGCCUGCACCUGGGUCUGGGGCGAGGCUGCGGGGCCAUGAUCGGAGGUGUGCUGGUCAACUACUUCGGGGCUGCUGCCACCUUCCGGGGAAUCGGCAUGGGCUGCCUGGUGAUCCUCCUGCUCUUCGCCCUGAUCCAGUGGCUGGCAGUGCCGGACGAGGAAGAAGAUAAGACAAUGUUGGCCGAGAGGAUUCCGGUUCCAUCCAGUCCUGUCCCCAUAGCAACCAUCGACUUGGUCCAGCAGCAGCCGGAGGACGUCCUGCCGCGCGUGGAGCCACGCCUCCCACCCAAGAAGACCAAGCACCAGGAGGAGCAGGAGGACGCCAGCAAGCCCGCCUGGGGCGUCAGCGCCUCCCCCUGGGUGACCUUUGUCUACGCCCUCUACCAGGUGAAGGAGAUGAUGCUGCUCGCCAGGGAGAGCCACGCCUCGGAGAUCCAGCCUCUGCAGGGGACCAGUGAGAACCGGGGAGACUCGCCCGCUGCUGGAGCCCGGCCCGCCCCCAGUGACAAGCCCUCUGACCCACCUAGCAGCCAGCCGCCCCCUCCAUCAGCAGCAUCGCAGAGCAGCUCCGCCCACCCCAGCUCCAACCAGCCUGCAGAGGAGGGUGGGGAC